UUGAACAACAUGGCGGCGCCCAUGUAGCGGUGUGAAUCUGUCAAAUGUCAGUGUAUCGUGUGUUGUUUAUGCGUCACCAGAAUGAAGCUUUGAAUGGAUUUAUAAUAUAGACCACGCGGAAAGGAUCGCAAUAUAUCGGGACAGGUCCCGUUGUUCGUCGACGGUUGUCGUUGUCCGAGUUCCCAGUGUGACCACUCUCCUCCUGCGCUCCUGAAGGUCCCGGGGUCCCGCUGAUGUCUGUGUGGAGGGUCACCGUGUUCCCGUGGAGGCCGGGGUCGCGUGUCCAGCUGAUCCGGGGUCUGUUCAGUGAGUCUGGGGUGUGGGAGCGGGACUACAGGGCCGAGACCCGGCGUCGAGUGGAGCAGAGCUGGAGCGCCCGCAUCCAGGAGCAGUGGAAGAGGGAUCAGGCACACCAGAGCUCCCGGAAGAAGUUCUACGUCCUCUCCAUGUUCCCGUACCCGUCGGGUCGUCUGCAUAUGGGUCACGUGAGGGUUUACACCAUUAGCGACACCAUCAGCCACUUCCAGAGGAUGAGGGGCCAUCAGGUGUUGAACCCCAUGGGCUGGGAUGCUUUCGGUCUGCCGGCUGAGAACGCUGCCAUCGAGCGGGACCUGGACCCAGAGGCGUGGACCAAAAGUAACAUGGAGUCCAUGCGGAAGCAGCUGGACAGCCUGGGGCUCUGCUUUAAUUGGGAGCGGGAGAUCACAACCUGUCUGCCUGAUUAUUAUAAGUGGACCCAGUAUCUGUUCCUCAAGCUGUUCGAGGCUGGACUGGCCUAUCAGAAAGAGGCGCUGGUGAACUGGGACCCCGUGGAUCAGACGGUUCUGGCAGAUGAACAGGUGGAUGAGAGCGGGCGCUCAUGGAGGUCUGGAGCUCCCGUGGAACAGAAGCUUCUAAAGCAGUGGUUCAUCAAAACCACAAACUAUGCCAAGCCUCUCCUGGACGCUUUGGCCGAUCUCCCUGAAUGGUAUGGAGUCAAGGGCAUGCAGGCCAACUGGAUUGGCGACUGUUCCGGCUGCUUUUUCAACCACAUACUGAAGGCAGAUGGUCAUGACACAGGGGAGGUGUUGUCUGCAUACACCUGUUCUCCAGAGGCCGUGUUCGGAGCAGCGUAUGUCUCAGUCCUGUCCUCACACCGGCUGCUGCACGGCUCCAGUGCCCUCAAACCAGCUCUGCUCCGAGCCCUGAGACCUGGGAGAGACAGCCUGACUGAAGUCACUGCCCUCAACGUGUUCACUGGCCGUGAGGUUCCUGUGGUAAUCUCUGCCAAGAAUGAGUUCGACGGACAUCUGGACACUGUGAUAGGCAUCCCAGAUAGCAGUGAGGAGGAUGAGAGGUUGGCUCAGUCUCUGGGUUUGAGCUGGAACUCAGUUCUGAAGACAGAAGAAGAUGGAUCACAGACUCUAAUGAACUCAGAUGAGUUUACAGGGCAAACCCGGGAAGAAGCCUUUAACUCGGUUACCCAGAAAGCUCGGGAGAAGAACGUUGGUGGAUACCUCACUAGUACCAAGUUACGUGAUUGGCUAAUCUCAAGGCAGCGCUACUGGGGCACACCCAUUCCCAUAGUGCACUGCAGCUCCUGCGGGCCCGUGGCAGUUCCAGCGGAGGACCUGCCGGUCGUGCUGCCUAAAGUGCCUUCCCUCACAGGGAAAGGGGUGUCGCCCUUAAAGACGGCACAGGAUUGGCUGAGGUGCCAGUGUCCGAGGUGUAAAGGGCCGGCGGAGAGAGAAACCGACACCAUGGACACCUUUGUGGAUUCUUCCUGGUACUAUUUCAGAUACACAGACCCUCACAACACGCUGAGGCCUUUCGAGCGUUCCCGAGCGGAUCACUGGAUGCCUGUGGAUGUGUACAUCGGAGGGAAGGAGCACGCCGUCAUGCACCUGUACUACGCACGCUUCCUCAGCCACUUCUGCAGAGACCAGGGCAUGGUUUCACACAGGGAGCCCUUCAGAAAACUGCUGGUUCAGGGUCUCAUAAAGGGCCAGACGUUCAGCGUGGCAGAGACCGGCCAGUACCUGCAGAAAGAAGACAUUGAUUUCACAGGUUCAGAGCCCGUUCAGAGGGGCACCGGGAGCCGACUGCAGGUCACAUGGGAGAAGAUGAGUAAAUCUAAACACAACGGGCUGGACCCGCAGGAGGUGCUGCACCAGUACGGCCUCGACACCACGCGCCUCUACCUCCUGUACGCCGCGCCGCCCGAGCAGGACAUCCUGUGGGACGUCAAGACUGAUGCCAUCCCAGGGGUGUUGAGAUGGCAGGCCCGUCUGUGGGGUUUGGUCACCAAACUGAGAACGGCCCGCGAGGGUCAAGAGACGCCUGACCCGUCCGUCCUGAACAAGAGAGAGCGCUCCGAGGCCAGGAAGAUCUGGGAGAACAAGAACUACGCCAUCUCACAGGUCACGGGUCACUUCACAGAGGACUUCUUGUUUAACGCGGCCAUCUCUCGACUCAUGGGCCUGACCAACACACUCUCACAAGCCUCGGCUGCAGUGGUUCUGCACAGCGUGGAGUUCGAGGAGGCUUUGGCUUCGCUCUGUGUGAUGACGGCACCCAUGUGUCCACACCUGGCGUCUGAACUCUGGACAGGUUUGUCUGAGGUGAGGAAUCCCCUAGGAAGUGUGCGGUCUGGGAAGGGAAGUGUCCUUCAGCAGCCGUGGCCUAGCGUGGACCCAGAGUACCUGCAAACCCCUGACACACUCCAGCUGUCCGUACGGAUCAAUAAUAAGGCGUGUGGGAGUGUAUCUGUUCCUCGUGAAGUGGCCCAGGACGCACAGAAGGUUCAGGAUCUGGUGUUGAAGAGUCCUCUGGGCGCCCGUCUUCUCUCGGACCGCGUUAUUAAGAGAGUCAUCCUCUCACCCAGAACUGCACUCAUCAACUUUCUGCUGGACGAAUAACAUGGCGAGAUGUGCCUUAUUGGAGUCUGGGAUCCAGGCAUGAAAAAGACUCUGAAAUCCAAAGA
Molecule: messenger RNA, 2962 nt
Organism: Rhinichthys klamathensis goyatoka
Lineage: Eukaryota; Metazoa; Chordata; Actinopteri; Cypriniformes; Leuciscidae
Gene: lars2
Product: leucyl-tRNA synthetase 2, mitochondrial
Exons: 21
Coding region: 234-2897 (887 amino acids)
Biological process (GO): mitochondrial translation; leucyl-tRNA aminoacylation
Cellular component (GO): mitochondrion
Molecular function (GO): leucine-tRNA ligase activity; ATP binding; aminoacyl-tRNA deacylase activity
Source: RefSeq, a predicted model, not a curated record